UCUUUCUUUCUUUAUCUAAAGUUUUCACUUUUAUUUUUAUUUUCCAUUAAGAAAGAAUCAGAUUAGUUGCUAAAAACUUCUUUCUUCAGAUUAGUAUCUUCACCCACAAGGGAUUAGGGUAUAGUUUUAUUUAACCAACUUGUUAGGAAUCACCAAAGUUGGAAGCUUUCCCCUCUCUCUCUUUGAUUGGAUUCUCUGUUCUUCCCCUGUUUACAAAGAUCUCUCUGCUUUGAUUUGAUUUGAUUCUUCUCCCUCCUGAAAAUGGCUUCUUCUUUUUUCAGAUGCUGCUUCACUGAUGAAUAACAACUAUCAUCUUCCCAUGGAUCCAGCUAUGGAUUCUUCAUUCAUGGACGGAUUGCUUCUAGAUGGUUGCUGGUUAGAGACAACAACAACAGAUGCAUCUGAGUUCCCAAACUUUAGUCCUUCAACUUCCAUAUCCCCAUUUGAUCCUUCUUCCUUCAUGUGGUCUCCAACGCAAGACAACACAACAGCAGCACCAAUCUCUUCCUCCACCUUAUCCCAGGUGUACUAUGGUCAGGGUCUUGAGGAUCUCUCAUCCCUGAACAGACGGUGGUGGAUUGGACCAAGCGGUGGUGGUCUCGGCUCUACCGUUAUGGAGAGAUUGGUUCAAGCGGUGAAACACAUUAAAGAUUUCAGCAGCGAUAGAGGUGACUCUCUUAUACAGCUGUGGGUGCCUGUGGAUAGAGGAGGUAAGCGAGUUUUAACCACAAAGGAACAGCCUUUUAGCCAUGAUCCCAUGUCUCAAAGGCUUGCUCAUUACAGAGAGAUCUCUGAGAAGUACCAGUUCUCUGCUGAGCAAGAAGAUUCAAGCUCUUCUUCCAAGGACUUGGUUGGUUUGCCUGGUAGAGUUUUCUUGGGGCAGGUCCCUGAGUGGACUCCUGAUGUGAGGUUUUUCAAGAACGAGGAGUAUCCUAGAGUCCAACAUGCUCAAGACUGCGACGUUCGUGGGACUUUAGCUAUUCCUGUGUUUGAACAGGGUAGUAAGACUUGCUUAGGUGUUAUUGAGGUUGUGAUGACUACUCAGAUGGUUAAGUUGAGCCCUGAGCUUGACAGCAUCUGCAGAGCUCUUCAGGCUGUUGAUCUUAGAAGCACUGAAGUUCCUAUUUCUCCUUCUCUAAAGGGACCUGACUUCACCUACCAAGCUGCAUUACCUGAGAUCAGAAACCUCUUGAGAUGUGCCUGUGAGACACAUAAACUACCAUUAGCUCAAACAUGGAUGUCUUGUCUUAAACAAAGCAAAACCGGCUGCCGUCACAACGAUCAUAACUACAUCCACUGCGUCUCCACGAUAGACGAUGCUUGCUACGUAGGUGAUCCCACGGUCCGUGAGUUCCACGAAGCCUGCUCUGAGCACCAUCUCUUGAAAGGUCAAGGAGUUGUUGGAGAAGCGUUUUUGACCAACGGUCCUUGCUUCUCAUCAGAUGUCUCUAGCUACAAGAAAUCCGAGUACCCUCUCUCUCACCACGCGACUAUGUUUGGCUUACACGGCACGGUAGCCAUACGCUUGCGCUGCAUCCACACAGGCUCGGCUGACUUUGUCUUGGAGUUCUUUUUGCCUAAAGAUUGUAGGGAUAUCGAGGAACAGAGGAGAAUGCUGAAUGCUCUUUCGACUAUAAUGGCUCAUGUACCUAGAAGCUUAAGGACGGUCACUGAUAAGGAGCUAGAAGAAGAAGGAGAUUCGACGGUUGAGACAGUGCCCAAGACAGAGAGUACAUGUGAAGUACAUGAAAGUAAUAGUAAUAAUCCUCAACGUGUAGGAGGAACAUCAGAGAUGGGAGAGCUAGGGUUUGACUAUGGUAAAGGAGUGAGUGUGAAUGAGAACAGCACUUUCUCUAGUGGUGGUGGUGGUGGUGGUUCAAGUAGAGUGACUGAGAGGAAGAAAACAAAAGCUGAGAAGAACAUUACUUUGGAUGUUCUUCGCCAAUACUUUGCAGGGAGUCUCAAAGAUGCUGCUAAGAGUAUUGGUGUUUGUCCGACGACGUUGAAGAGAAUCUGCAGACAGCAUGGGAUACAGAGAUGGCCAUCAAGAAAGAUCAAGAAAGUUGGUCACUCGCUUCAGAAGAUCCAGCGUGUCAUUGAUUCUGUUCAAGGUGUUUCUGGUCAUCAUCUUCCUAUUGGCUCCUUCUAUGCUAAUUUUCCAAACCUAGCUUCUUCACAAGAAGCAUCAUCAUCGCAACAACAACAAUCUAAGCAGACAACGUUCUUACCUUCCUCACAGUCACAGCCUGCAAAGUCCCCUGGUUCCUCUUGCAGCCACACCUCGAGCUGUUCCAGUGAAACGCAAGUAAACAAGGAAGAACCUACGAACAAAGCUAGAGAAGAUGCAAUGACUCUCUCGAGAUCUUUUAAGGAAACGCAGACCACACAGUUGUCACCUUCAACAUCAUCACAGGACGAUGAUUUUCUGAGGAUAAAGGUGAGCUAUGAGGAGGAGAAGAUUAGGUUCAGGAUGAGAAACUCUCGUAGGUUAAAAGAUCUGUUGUGGGAAAUAGCGAAACGGUUUAGCAUAGAAGAUGUGAGCAGAUAUGAUCUGAAGUACUUAGAUGAAGACAAUGAAUGGGUUUUGUUGAGAUGUGAUGAUGAUGUAGAGGAAUGUGUUGAUGUUUGCAGAUCUUUCCCUGGACAGACGAUAAAGCUUUUGCUUCAGCUCUCUUCUCAGCAUUUGCAAGAACGUUCUUCUGUCAGUGGAUCACUUUCCUGACAAGACGAAGAGGAGAGAAAGAUGUCGCAUAUAGUUUGUUGUUGUGUAAGCAUUGUUCAUAGUUUUCCUUCCAUUUUUUUCAAGAUUAUUAGGUGGUGCUUGAUAGGGCCGAGAGAGAGAGAGCAUGUAAAGUGCCUUUCUUAUAGAAACAAAUAAUUUUAUUUUUCUUGUUUACUAGUAUGUUUGUAUUGUAAUGUUGCUGUUGGUUUGCAAAUGUAGAUACACAUUUUCAAUAAUUACAAUUUUUU
Molecule: messenger RNA, 2970 nt
Organism: Raphanus sativus (radish)
Lineage: Eukaryota; Viridiplantae; Streptophyta; Magnoliopsida; Brassicales; Brassicaceae
Product: protein NLP5
Exons: 4
Coding region: 296-2722 (808 amino acids)
Molecular function (GO): DNA-binding transcription factor activity; protein binding
Source: RefSeq, a predicted model, not a curated record